Wallemia mellicola CBS 633.66 is the source of this 6603-nucleotide messenger RNA. Its product is annotated as DUF663-domain-containing protein. The transcript has 7 exons. The coding region runs from base 1 to 3327 and encodes 1108 amino acids. Gene Ontology annotation, molecular function: GTPase activity; U3 snoRNA binding; GTP binding. The record is from RefSeq and is a predicted model, not a curated record. Gene Ontology annotation, cellular component: 90S preribosome; nucleus. Gene Ontology annotation, biological process: ribosome biogenesis; endonucleolytic cleavage of tricistronic rRNA transcript (SSU-rRNA, 5.8S rRNA, LSU-rRNA); maturation of SSU-rRNA from tricistronic rRNA transcript (SSU-rRNA, 5.8S rRNA, LSU-rRNA). NCBI's taxonomy places the organism in Eukaryota, Fungi, Basidiomycota, Wallemiomycetes, Wallemiales, Wallemiaceae.
AUGGAAGAUAAACCUGCAAAAGCGCAUCAACAAGCCCAUGCGGGUAGAAAAGCCGAAAAGAAGGCUAAGAAAUUAGAAGGUCAGAAUGGCAGAGAGAAGCCAAUCAACCAUAAGGCUUUUAUUAGCACAAAUAUUAAUACGCAGAAUAGAACUAUUAUGAGAAAUGCUGAGAAGUCCCAAAGAAGACUGCAUGUUCCUAUGGUCAACAGAACACCAGGGAUUGAUCAAGCGCCACCAGUGUUAGUUGCAGUAGCAGGUCCACCGGGUGUUGGUAAAUCUACUCUCAUGAAAUCACUCAUCAGACGCUACUCUAAGCAUACAAUAAAUGAUAUUAAGGGUCCAGUCACUGUAGUAGCAGGUAAAACUCGUCGUAUCACUUUCGUCGAGUGUCCAAACGACAUUAGCUCAAUGAUUGAUAUUGCAAAAGUUGCAGAUUUGGUUUUGAUGAUGAUAGAUUGUACGACUGGUUUUGAGAUGGAAAGUAUGGAAAUGCUUUCAGUCAUGCGUACACAUGGUUUUCCAAAAGUUAUGGGUAUCCUAUCACAUGUCGAUCUCAUAAAGAAGCAAGCACAUUUAAGAGCACAAAAGAAGAGACUGAAACAUCGCUUUUGGACUGAGGUUUACGCAGGUGCUCGUUUAUUUCAAUUAUCAGGUGUUAUCAAUGGUAGAUAUCCUAAUAAUGAAGUUUUGAAUCUCACUAGAUUCAUAAACGUGAUGAAAUUCCGUCCACUUGUCUGGCGUAACACUCACUCAUAUCUUAUGGCGGAUAGAUUGGAAGAUUUAACUGAGAGAGAAGCCAUAAGACAAAAUCCUACCAUGGAUAGAAAUGUUACUCUCUAUGGAUAUGUCAGAGGUGUUCCACUUAAGCAGCAGACAAUGAUACACAUACCUGGUGCAGGCGAUAUGAGCAUAAAGAAUUUACAAGCUUUAGAAGAUCCAUGUCCACCACCAACGAAAGAAAGUGAAAAGAAGAGAAGAUUGGCGGAUAAACAACGUUUAAUACACGCUCCAAUGUCAGAUUUAGGUGGUGUUCGUUACGACAAAGAUGCAAUUUGGGUUAGAAUUAAUGGUAAUUUUGACAAGAAUUCGUCAGAAGCCAAAGGCGAAGGUGAAAAGAUGGUUAUCGAUCUUCAAGAUGCGCCUUCAACUUUGGAAGAAUCUAUCAAAAAGUCACAGAUUCGCUUACUUGGUGGUUCAUCAAAAGCACUUCAAGCUGACAAGCAAGAGGAUUCAGAUGAUGAGCAUGGUGAAGAAAUUGACUCAAAUGCUGAAGAAGAGGAUGAAAUGUCUGACAUGGAAGAUGAUGAUGAGCAAGUGGAUGAUAAAGGUCGUACAAAUAUGCGUAAAGGUCGCUUCUACGAGGGUGGUGGGGACGAUAACAUUCAAGAGGAUAUUUCAUUCGACGAUAGUGACUCUGAGGUUGACUUAGCAGAUGAAACUGGUCAUUUCGAACAAGAUGAUGCCGGUCAGCUCAAUCUUGAAGAGGAUGAAGAGGAUGAUGGUGAAGAUGUACCUAGAUGGAAACAAAAAAUGGGUGAACAUGUCUCACUCGUGGCUAAACAAUCCAAAGAGAGAACAGACCUUAUGACAUUAAUCUACAAGUCUGAUCUUACACCUGAGCAGAUUGUUUACGGCGAUGACACAGUUGAGGACGCCGAAGAAGAACAAGACGAUGAUGAUUUCUUCACUGUAAAGAAAGCUCCAAAGAAGAACCCAUUCGAUGGCCAAGCUGAUCUGAAUCACGAACCAAUUAGUCAAGAUGUCGUAAAUAGAUGGAAUGACGAUGAUAUGCUUGACUCAAUUCGUGGAUUGUUCAUCACCGGUUCGGAAGAGGAUAACGCUCAAGAAAACAACUCAGACAACGACGAAGGCUUUGAAGAUCUCGAGGAUGAGCAGAAUGAAGAAGAGGAAGAAAAAGAUGAUUCACCUGAAUCACGUGAAGAAAAACGCUUGAAAGCCAUUGCUGAGAAGAAAGAAAAGCUCAAGAAGAAGUUCGAUGAGCAAUAUGAUGACGAUGAAGACGGUGAAAAAAUGGAUUUCUAUGACGAGCGCAAGCAAGAAAUGCAACAACAACUUGAGAAGAAUGCUGAAGAAUUUGAAAAUGACGAUCCGGAAGUUCGCCAACAAGUUGAAGGAUUCAGAUCAGGUACUUACGUACGUAUUGAACUUGACAGUGUACCAUGUGAAAUGGUUGACAAGUUCAAUCCAUCUAUACCAAUCAUUGUCGGUGGUUUGCUACCAAUUGAAAUGCAAUUCGGUUACGCACAAUCUAGAUUAAUCAAACACAGGUGGCACGGAAAGAUCUUGAAGACUAAUGACCCACUUAUUUUAUCACUUGGUUGGAGAAGAUUCCAAUCAAUACCUUUAUACUCACUUGAGGAUAGAUCUAUUCGUAACAGAAUGUUAAAAUACACACCUGAACAUGCUCACUGUUUGGCUUCAUUCUACGGUCCAUUGGCAACUCCAAACACAGCAUUUUGUGCAUUCAACACACUUUCUAAUGAAACACCUGCCUUUAGAGUUAGCGCCACUGGUAUUAUCUUGGAUAGUGAUAAGACAACAGAAAUUGUCAAGAAAUUGAAAUUAACUGGUACUGCUAUGAAGGUGCAUCACAACACUGCAUUCAUCAAAGAUAUGUUCAACUCUUCAUUGGAAGUUGCAAGAUUUGAAGGAGCUCAAAUCCGUACAGUUUCUGGUAUAAGAGGUCAAAUUAAGAAAGCGAUUCAUAAACCAGAAGGUGCAUUUAGAGCUACAUUUGAGGAUAAAAUUAAGAUGUCCGAUAUUAUCUUCUUACGCGCUUGGUAUGGUAUUCAACCACGGAAGUUUUACAACCCAGUCACUAGUUUAAUCGAUGAUGAUUGGCAAGGUAUGAAGUUGACCGGUGCUAUUAGAAAGGAAAGACAAAUAAAGACACCAUUGGAUAUUAAUUCAGCUUAUAGACCUGUUGUUCGUCAUAACAAGAAAUUCAAUCCAUUAAAAAUACCUAAGCACUUGCAAGCUGAAUUACCUUACGCAUCUAAGCCAAAAUUAACUAAACCUCAAAAGAAUGAAACAUAUAUGCAAAAGAGAGCAGUAGUUAUGGAACCUGAACAAAAGAAGGCAAUUGCAAUUAUACAACAAAUGAGAGCAAUUGACAAAGAUAAAGGUGCAAAGAGAGCAGCAAAGAAGGAUGAGAAGAGAGAAGAACGUCAAAAGAAUCUUGAAAAGGUUGAACAAAGACGUCAAGAACAUCGUAAAGAUGAACAUAAAGAAGCUAUGAAAAAGUUAGGUAUAAAACGUGCAAUUAGUGAAAAUAGCGGUGGAUCAAAGAAGAGACAACGCAAUUAGAUUUUUUUAUUUAAAAAAUUGUAAUUGACUUAUUUAUUUGUAAAAACAAUAAUUGAUAGAGAAAUAAACAAUGAGUAAUAAUUCUCCAAAAAAGUAAACGAGAAAAAAGAUUAUAUUCGUAUCUGUUUUGUGGUAUAAAAAAGCUUUUUGCAAAAUUCCAACAUUCAAUCAAAUCGUAAAAGCCAUAAAUUACUCAGCCCAUGGUGCUAUCCAUGAGAAACCUGCGAAUUCAGCUUGAUCAGAUUCUGUGAGUUGACCUUGAACAGGCGUGAGUGUUGGUUGUUCUCUGGUAAAUUCAGUAUCGAAAUUGCUGAUAUCAGUUGCAGAUCCAAUAGAUGGUCUGAAAGGUGGUGGAAUACGCUUGUUGAGAACGUCAUCAAAGUUGACAUCACGGAAGUAUGCAUGUGAUUUAAUCUCUUCAGCAUCUGAUUCACCAGCACCUAAUCUCUUGGUUGGGUCUCUAGUCAAUAAUCUUUGAAGUAAACUGACGCUAUCUCUUGGCAUAUGAAUUGGGUAAAGUGGUUCAUCUUCAAGGAUUGCAUCGAAGAUUUCAUCUUCAUCAUCACCUCUAAAUGGUGAUUGUCCUAAUAACAUUUCAUAAAUCAAGACACCAAAUGCCCACCAAUCAACUGCUCUACCAUAUCUUUGUUCUAAUAAUAUCUCUGGAGCCAUAAAUUCUGGUGUACCGCAGAACGUUGAAGUUGUAUUUCCGAAGAACAUAUUUUCUUUACAUAAACCAUAAUCAGCAACUUUAACGUGACCAUCAAGUGUGAGAAGAAUGUUAUCCAACUUCAAAUCUCUGUAAACUAUACCCUCUUGAUGGAAAUAUUCUAAUGCUAAUAAAACUUCAGAUGCGUAGAAUUUUGCUUGUCUUGGUGUAAAUUGUUGUCUUUGAAUAUGUAACAUUAAAUCACCACCUGAAACGUAUUCCAUAACGAAGUAAAUUCUAGUUUCAGUUUGGAAACAACUAUGCAAUCCUAAUAAGAAUGGAUGUCUUUGCUUAGCUGCUGAUAAGAAAACUCUCUUUUCUGAUCUGGUUGAUUCAACUUCAUCAUUUUCAAUAAUGAAUUCUUUCUUUAAAACUUUAAUAGCAAAUAAUGAUGAACUACGCUUCUCUUCUGCAAGCAUAACUUUACCAAAGUUACCUUUACCAAUAACAGCGAUAAAGUUGAAGUUGUCUAAACCAACUUUACGUUGCACGGCAGGAGCUACUUGUGGAGCUUUAGGUGUAACUUGUUGUUGCUUUUGGAAUUGUGGUGGAGGUGCCCUAUAUGGUUGACCUGGGUGUUGUCUGCUAUAUGGCGUUGGUGAAGGUACUUGAGCUUGAGGUUGUUGUGAAGGUGGUGGGUAUGGUCUAGGAACCUCAACUCGUUGUGGCUUAGCUUGUGGUUGUUGUUGCUGUUGCCUUGAUGGUACUUGGGGUUGUGUAACUGGUAAUUGUGGUGAAGUGAUAUCCAUCUUUUGAGCACCUUUUUCAAUCUCUUCUGUUGUCUUUUCAGCAUCAUCAAUUUUUUCGAUUGAUGGUGUCUUUGAAGGUAUUGGUUGUGGUUUUUGAGUUGGUUGCUUCUUUGCCGCACCAAUUGCUUGCAUUUGACGUAACAAGCUAUUAGCAGUAACCAUGGACAUACCACAGAAAUCUGGUAAAAGAUGCGCACAUUCAGCGUGACACGUUACUGGACAAUCUGAACAUUUUCUUGCUUUCUUUGAUAAUGGGUUGAUAAUUUCACCACAGUGACAACACCAAUUAGGAGUCAAUGAACUGAUUGGUGCUAAUCUGUGUGGGAUUCUGUGCUUAACUUUAUCUUCAUCCUUUUCACCGGAAUCUUGUUUUGAAACACAUUUUGUGACGACUUUCUCAUAACAACUACGAUGACAGGUAUAACGACAAUCGUCACAUCUAUAAACUCUACCAUCAAGUACGAAAUCUUCACAAUAAGCGCAUUUAAUGACGUUGGUAAUAAAUUGUUUUUGUACGAAUGCAUGUCCGUUCAUUUCAUGUACUUGACCCUUACGUUUACGAACAGCACCUUGUCUACCCAAACCAUUGUUCUCUGCAGGACGUUUACGAACGUUUUGCUUAACAAAGUUGAGUUUGAGAGCGAUUGCGCCAGCUGGUUGAAUUGAGAACCAACCUUCAACACCAUCAUCAUCGAGUCUAGGUGAAGCUUUUGUAAUUGAUUGAGUAGGAUCAAACUGAGAUUUUGGUGAGAGGUCAUUAGGACCAUCAACAGAUGAUAAGCUAUCCAGUUGUUGACCAGGUCUAUCUACGCUGCCUUGUUGGUUCAUACGCUCAAGUAAAGCAGAUGCUUCAGCGUCAGCUUUCUUUCUACGAAGUUCUUCAACAAGAUCGGAUACUUUGAUCCACAUUAAACCGAUCGGUACACCUGAAUCACUUGCACCUGCUUGACGUUCGUGAAUUGCUAUUUCGACUUCAUUGAUCUUGUCAACAGGGACUUCAAAAGACUCGUUCCAUUGAUUAUGGCCAGUUGAUCUAGAAGCUCUAGUCUUUACAGGAGAGGUGUCUUCACCAACUUUGAUAAGAAUUAAAGUUUCAAGCGCAGGUUGACGAUGAUGACGUGAACUCUGAUUUGAGAUCAACUUAUGAUUCAAAUCACGGGCUGACUUGAUUUGAAUCUUGAGUGUACCUGAAAGUGGCUUGCGAAGACCAUCUACCUUUGCAGGUUCAUCAACUGCACCGGAAUCUUCGGAGACGGGCGCGACGUAUAAAUUUUGGUAACGACGGAGGGCCUGUCUGAGAAUAGCCAUCUUAGCGUCAGAUUCGAUUUUCUUAAGUUGUGUUUCUGAACGCGACCGUUUGUCGCCUUCUGCAGAGUAGAGUUGAGCCAUUUUCUCUAUGCCCGCUUUGUAAUGUUGUUCACGAGCGAGCUUGUAGUCUAAUUGGUGGAGCAUCAAGCUGACCUUUGCGGGUGUGUAUGGACAGUCCUCUUUCGUGAGUUCAAAGUUUGAAAUCUGGGUCUUACCGACACGCUUGGAAGACUCCCUUUCUAUGGGCUGGCUAGGAGGCUGAUCGCCGUCGCCUGGGACUUUUGGUAGUUCGCGUUCGAGCAGUCUCUUCCUGCGCUCUACCAAAUCCCUAAGGGUAUCCUCGAAGAAAGUGACGUUGCGCUGGGCUUCCCUGAUCUGUGUCUCCACGAGAGACCUCGCCAUAGCGUUACCCAUGUGAGCGUUUCUCAUCUUCUGGGCGCUAUCUAACAUCGUACGCUCAGUGGAGAGCUUAUAAUGGACGGAUUUAACCUUAUCAUCAAGUUCUUUGCG